CCCCGCCCCGUCCCGGGCCGGCCUCACCGCCGCCUGUGUUGCAGGGCGGAGUGUCAGGAGCAGGUGAACAAGUUCCCCUCCUCCAGCUUCAAGAAGUUCGCCACUGAGAGGGACGCCUGGGCCUUCGUGCGCGGCGGCCUCCCGGAGCAGGAGCAGCUGCUCGAGCCGGCAGGGGCUCAUGGUCUAGCUGUAACACAGGAAGAUAGUAGCCAGAGAGGGGAACCAGAAACAAACGUCCUGUGUUGCAAUACGUGUAAAAGGCCAUAUGAACAGUCUACAAACGAAGAACAUGGUGCAAAGCGGAUAAAACAGGAUGAAGUAUACUCAGUGCCAACAGUCAGCGAAGAUAAAUUUUCAUAUAUGGGUGAUUUUGUAGUUGUUUACACAGAUGGUUGUUGCUCAGGGAAUGGACGUAAUAGGGCACGUGCUGGAAUAGGUGUCUAUUGGGGACCAGGCCACCCUUUAAAUACCAGUGAAAGACUUCCUGGACGGCAGACCAAUCAAAGAGCAGAAAUACAUGCAGCCUGCAAAGCAAUAGAGCAAGCAAAGAGUCAAAACAUCAAGAAACUCAUUAUCUACACUGAUAGCAAGUUCACUAUUAAUGGUAUUACAAGCUGGGUUGACAACUGGAAAACAAAUGGCUGGAGAACAAGUUCAGGAGGAAGUGUAAUAAAUAAAGAAGAUUUUGAAAGACUUGAUAAUCUAUCAAAAGGCAUAGAAAUUCAGUGGAUGCAUGUUCCUGGUCAUGCUGGCUUCCAAGGAAAUGAAGAAGCUGAUAGACUAGCAAGAGAAGGAGCUAGCCAACCGAAGUCCUGACGUGCUGGCACUAGAAAUUGUUUCAGUGGGAAGAAAAGGGCAAACAUCACAAUAACAACUAGAACUGCCGUAAUUGUUUCGCAAUUGAACUUUGAACUGUACUUCUUUCGGGCCUGAGUGUUGAACAUAUAUACCAACUUCUGAGGAUCAAGAGCCCACACUGUCUUCUGUAGUGUUUGUUUUAAAAUCGAGUCAGUGUUUAGUUGAAGAUGCAGAGCGUUUCCUUUUUCUCUGUCUUGCUGAAGGGCCAUGGUCAGUGGUUUUAGCUAUCUUGUAGACUUAUGAAUUCACCACAAAGACAGACUUCUGAAGAAGUAAUAUUAAAUCUUUAUUCUAAA
Molecule: messenger RNA, 1154 nt
Organism: Athene cunicularia (burrowing owl)
Lineage: Eukaryota; Metazoa; Chordata; Aves; Strigiformes; Strigidae
Gene: RNASEH1
Product: ribonuclease H1
Exons: 7
Biological process (GO): DNA replication, removal of RNA primer
Molecular function (GO): magnesium ion binding; nucleic acid binding; RNA-DNA hybrid ribonuclease activity
Source: RefSeq, a predicted model, not a curated record